Molecule: messenger RNA, 1437 nt
Organism: Manihot esculenta (cassava)
Lineage: Eukaryota; Viridiplantae; Streptophyta; Magnoliopsida; Malpighiales; Euphorbiaceae
Product: L-type lectin-domain containing receptor kinase VIII.2
Exons: 1
Coding region: 193-1260 (355 amino acids)
Molecular function (GO): carbohydrate binding
Source: RefSeq, a predicted model, not a curated record
GGGUUGCAGAAACGAGUAAACGUAUUUAAUUUUCACAACCUCCCCAUUAUUCUUUACUUUCCUCCUCUGCUUUCUAAAAAAAGGAGAAAAGCAAAUAACUUCAACUUGUAAAUGGGUUCUUCUCAGAAACCCUAGAAUCCCAUCAUCAAACACCCACCAGAUUCCUAGAUUCAGCUCUUGCCCAGUUCGGCCAUGGCCGCUUUCUUCAUCUCCGCAUGUUUUAUUGCUCUUAAUUUCCUCAUUUUUCACCCCGAAAUGUUGUCUGCUUACUCAAAUUCCUCUUUUACUUUCGAAAGCUUUGACAAAAAUUCUAACUUUGAGUACUUCUUUGCUCUUUAUGGUGAUGCAUAUGCUGUUAAUAAUGAGUCUACGCUUCAACUUACUCGCUCAGUGAGUUCCAGUGCUGGACGAGUCAUGUACAAGAAACCCAUCAAGCUUGUUGAAGGUAAACCUGUGAAUUUGAUCUCUUUCUCCACUCAGUUCUCGUUUUCGAUGUCUCCUGAUAAUGGGGAUGGCUUGGCUUUUAUUAUGGUUUCCGAUGCUUUUAAUGCCAGUUCUUUUGAUAAUAUCCCAUUUGGGCUUUCUUUAAGAUCAAAGGAGAGUAAUUCUGAACUUCUUGUUGAAUUUGAUACAAAGAGGGAUACUAAGUAUGGUGAUUUGAAUGACAACCAUGUGGGAAUUAAUGUGGGUGGUUUACUAUCAGUCGAAGUGAAAAAUGCUUCAUCUGCUAAUAUUGUGUUGAAUGAUGGGAAGAGAUUGAGUUCUUGGAUUGAUUAUGAAGCGAGUUCCAAGAGGUUAGAGGUUAGAUUAAGUCGAUUUGGUGAUAUAAAACCCACUGAUCCAUUGCUGUCUUACCCAAUUGACCUGCCAAAAUUGUGGAAAGAUGAUAAAAUUUUUAUUGGCCUGAGCUCAUCCAAUGGGAAUUCCUCUCAGGCAUGUUUUAUCCAUUCAUGGAGCUUUGAGCUAAGGCAUGUUCCUCAGUGGAUGCAUUCUGAGCCACUAGAUCCUCAGGAAUUUGCUAAAACUGAGAAACCUGUGGUAGUUCACAAGCGGAGUGCUUGUGUUUUGAGAGUUCUUGCUGCAAUGAUGUUUGGUACUGCAUGUGGAGCACUAGGUGCUUUCAUUGUGUUGUAUCUGUGGACCAUCUUUGGCAAUAGGCGACCUGUAGUGCCAGAGGAGUGCUGUGUCGAGUCGGUGGAUUUUGAAUACAAGAAAUUCAAAGUAGUUGUAGAGAAAGCCGUCGAAGAUGGCAAGCAGUAGACCUGUGUGUGGUGAGAUUUUAGAUGUUCUGUGUUGUAAAUUCAUGUUCUUUUUGUGUUGAACUUGCAGGUUUGAUGUGGUGAUGUAACUGAUGAUCAAUUGUUCAAAUGUAGGUUUUGUCAUAUAUUGUCUAAUGAUCUGAGCAUUAGAAUGUUAGAUUUCAUUCUUGUUUUUAUA